Messenger RNA from Trichomonas vaginalis G3, 3408 nucleotides. Its product is annotated as 3',5'-cyclic-nucleotide phosphodiesterase protein. Lineage: Eukaryota; Parabasalia; Trichomonadida; Trichomonadidae. The transcript has a single exon. The coding region runs from base 1 to 3408 and encodes 1135 amino acids. Gene Ontology annotation, biological process: signal transduction. Gene Ontology annotation, molecular function: protein binding; 3',5'-cyclic-nucleotide phosphodiesterase activity. The record is from RefSeq and is a predicted model, not a curated record.
AUGAAAUCGAGACCCAUUACACCAAUUGACAUAAAAAGACCAUCAACAUCAAUAAAAAAGAUUCGCAAACCAGAAAAACCAGUCGAUGCACUAAGAAGUACUACAAAACAAAAUGAACAAUAUGCAGCCACCAUAGCAGAGCUAGAAACACAACGAAAUACAUACAUGGACGCUUUAGAUGACCUAAAUCAGCGUAUUAUCAAAGAUGGAGACUUGAUUGCAGGUCUCAGAGAUCGUUUUCAAGAACUUUUACAAGGAAAAAAAGAAAAAUCAAGCAGAUCUAACCAAGAUAACCUCGAAGAAGAAAUCAAAUUAUCAAAAGAAGCAGAGAAAGCAAUCAUAGCGUUUGAUUCGCAGCAUCCUUCAGCUUAUCUUGCAGAAAAUCCUCAUAUUUUGAUGGACAUAACUUCUGGCACUUCAAACUAUUUUUCAGAAGUCGCAAUGAACAUCGAGUCAUCCAUAACACUAGGAGAAUACUUAGUAACAUCAAUGGAACAACUAAACUCUAUCUCUCGCUGUCUAAAAGCCUAUGAAUCAUUGAGACAAUGUGUCAGAUUAAAUAAUUUCUUAGAAACAGCCACAGAAACAACAAAAAAGGUUUUACAGUCAGAAGGAACUACAAUACUAUCAUCAGAUUUAGUAUCCAAAGAUUUCCACACUGUUAUUUCCACGAAUACUUAUUAUUUUUCAUUAGAUAAAGACAAGAGUUUUCCAGGACGUUGUAUAAAUCUCAAACAAAGUUUAAUUGUCAGAGAUCCUAUAAAUGACAAACUUUAUUCACCAUCAAUUGAUCAGAUAUUGAACCCAACAAACAAGACAUUGUUAGUAUCACCUAUUUGGGAUAUCGGUGUUCUAUAUAUUCCUCAAACAAGUCCUUUCAAAAAAUCUUUUUCGAGAGCUGAAGUUUUAAUUACAGAAUUUUAUUGUCAACUUUUGGCUCCUCUUUUAGCAGCUCACAUUCAUUAUUCUCAUUCCAUACAGCUUGCAAAUCAUAGAAGAGCAUUACAGAUAUUCAAGACAAACUUAGUUCCAAAGAAUUCAUUGAAAGCUUUGAUACCUUUUCUUUAUCAAACAAUACAAGAAUGUAUUUAUGCAAAUGAUGUUGAAAUGUAUAUAAUUAAUGAUGAUAAUUUCUCAAAAGUUACAAAUGAAGGAAAAGUAGACACAAACCAAUAUAAACUUAAUGGUCUUCCACAUUAUAUUAGCGAGAUAAAGAGCCCACAUGUCAUUGACAGAGUCAAUGAAAGAACACCUAAUUAUGUUCAAGAAGUUGAUGAAUGGGCUUUAGGAAAUUGUUUCUUAGGAAUGCCGAUAAUUUCCAAUGGAAAAGUCAUUGCUGUUUUAGAAUUGAGCGGAAAGAAUGGAACAAACAAAUUCACACAAUGGGAUGUUGAUUUUGUUUCUGUUAUUGUUAAUUGUCUUGCUUUAAUAUUGCCGAGAUGUUUGCAAGUUUUCGAUAAAGAAAGAGAUGAAAACAUCAUCAGAGAAGCAGCCAUGUUUUCUGAAAUUGUCUCUGAAUAUACUUAUUCUAAUAUGCUUUCAACAAAUGAUAUUUGCGAGAAGAUAUCAUAUGAUGUUUUUAAACUAAUUCCUUGUGAAUAUCUCUUGAUUGCAACCAAAUAUGAUAACACAAUCAAAACAGUAAUAACUCUCAAAAAUGGAGAGAAAAGUGAUGUUUUGUUUAUCAAUCCUGAGUUUCUUUCAAUGUCAUUGAAAGCGAAUUAUUCUAUUUUGUCAAGAGAUUUCACAGAAGUCAAGGAUUUCAGGCCGAUGAGAGAAAUCGAAUACAAAGAAAUUGUUGCUGUAAGUCGUAUUUACAAUGAUUAUUGUUAUGCUAUUGUUUGUUUGAACACAAUGGAUAAAUUAAGGAAUUUUACUGUUGUCGACAAACAUAUGUUAGAAGUACUUGCUCAGUUAUGUAUAACAAGCAAAGUCAACAACUCGAAAAUUCAUGAAAAAGAAACAAUUGAAAUGGAAAAUUUGAGUUUUCAAAAUUCUUUGGAAGUCUUCAAGACAGUUUUAUACAAAGAAAAACAGCUACAAAGCUUGUUAUUAGUCUUUAGUGAGAUGAUUAAUGCUCAUUCUUUCUGUUUGAUCGAGAAAAACAAAAGCAAAAAUAAUUUUUCAAUAUUGUUGAGUUCUCCAAAUGUUAAAAUUUGUCCUCCAAUUCCAUUAGAUGAUGUCUUAUCAGCAAUGAUUUUAUCUCAGCCUAGUCAUCAUAUAUUCAUUGAAAAUAUCAAUGAAACAGGUUUAGACAAAUCAAAAUUUGUUGAAUUGUUCAAACAAUUUUCUUCUCUUGUUAUUUCUCCAAUUUCAACUGACCAAACUUAUUUCAUUAUUUUUGUUACUGAUAACAAGUUUGCAAGUAAUUUCAAUGUAUUAUUUGACUUGUACACGCCAAUGAUAACGAUAUUGUUGAAUAUCUUCCUCAAAACAAAUCAUACAGAUAUGAUAAGGAAAGCAAAUCAACUCAAAAUUGAUGAAUUGUCAUUUUAUGAUCAUGAUUUGACUUCGAAAUCUUUCUCAAUAGAAAAAUACAAUGAUCAACAAAUCAUUGAACUAUUGUUGAGAGUCUUUGAAAGUUUAGAAAUCAACAAUGUUUUGUGCAGCAAAACUCCCAAAAUUGUUAAGUUUUUGGAAGAAGUAAGUAAACUCUACAAAAACAAUAAAUAUCAUAAUUGGAAUCACGCUGUUGAAACUGUCCAAUUAUGUUACUCCAUUGUUAAGCGUGGAAAGAUGUCUCCAAGAGCAAUAAAUCCAAUGCAAACAACUGCAUUGAUACUGGCUUGUUUAUUACAUGAUAUUUGCCAUGAUGGAACAUCAAAUGAAUACCAUAUUAAAGCCAAAUCAUCAUUAUAUCAUGUAUUUGGCGAUGAUUGUCCAUUAGAGAAUAGUUCACUGACAAGAAGUGUUAGAUUACUUAAAUCGCAGCCUUUCUUUGUUUGUAUAAAUAAUGAAGAGUUUUGGCUGUUCUUUAAAGAAUGCUUGUUAGCAACAGACAUCAAAAAAUACGAAGAAACUAUACAGAAUUAUCAACAAUGCGCAAGAAACUUUGAUAGUAAGAAUUUAAUUCAUUCUGUUUCAUUGGCAAAACUCGUAAUAACUGUUGCAAACAUUUCUAAUGUUGUUAGGCCGUUCUCACAAGCUCAGCAAGUUGCAGAAAAUUUGGAAACAGAAACAGAUGAAACAAAUGAGAAACUAAGAACGCUAGGAAUUAAAGAACAAACAUUUGUUUAUUGGAAAUGUGAAAGUGAUGAAUUGCCAAACAUUGAAAUGAAAUUCAUUCAAGAAGUUGCAACACCGUUAAUUAAAGCAAUUACUGGUUCAUUCCCGGAGCUUAAUGACUUAAAUACAUCUCUAGAAGAGACAAAAAGAAAUUGGCAACAGAUUAUUUCUAAUUUAGAAUAA